Messenger RNA from Scaptodrosophila lebanonensis, 523 nucleotides. Its product is annotated as extensin-like. Bases 16 to 441 code for a protein of 141 amino acids. The transcript is spliced from 2 exons. NCBI's taxonomy places the organism in Eukaryota, Metazoa, Arthropoda, Insecta, Diptera, Drosophilidae. The record is from RefSeq and is a predicted model, not a curated record.
AGGAACUUCGCAAACAUGAAGUUUCUUAUUUGUGGAAUAUUAGCAUCAGCUUUGCUCCUUUUGGGCGAGCAGAAUUUGGUGCAAGGACAAUAUGCUCCACCACCAGGAUUAUUCGCUCCGCCACCAGGAGCAGGGCCGGGACCAGGACCAGCCCUCCCACCACCUCCAGGAGAUUACGGUCCUCCCCCACCAGGAUAUUAUGCUCCACCACCUCCAGGAUAUUAUGCACCACCCCCACCAGCACCACCUCCACCAGGCUACUGGGCCCCACCACCGCCAGCACCGCCUCCACCAGGAUAUUAUGCCCCACCUCCACCUGCACCGCCUCCACCAGGAUAUUAUGCCCCACCUCCACCUGCACCGCCUCCACCAGGAUAUUAUGCCCCACCUCCACCUGCACCGCCUCCACCAGGAUAUUAUGUGCCCCCAUAUUUAUCUUAGUCGUCUUAGUAAGCUUUGUUGUACUGUGCCAUAAUCACUUACGAUUGCACAAAUAAAUACCGUCAAGGUCGAGUAUUUCAAA